Lampris incognitus (smalleye Pacific opah) is the source of this 927-nucleotide messenger RNA. RefSeq names its product RNA polymerase II, I and III subunit E, b (gene polr2eb). Gene Ontology annotation, molecular function: DNA-directed RNA polymerase activity; DNA binding. Gene Ontology annotation, biological process: DNA-templated transcription. Gene Ontology annotation, cellular component: RNA polymerase III complex; RNA polymerase I complex; RNA polymerase II, core complex. The transcript is spliced from 8 exons. NCBI's taxonomy places the organism in Eukaryota, Metazoa, Chordata, Actinopteri, Lampriformes, Lampridae. The coding region runs from base 91 to 723 and encodes 210 amino acids. The record is from RefSeq and is a predicted model, not a curated record.
CGUGCGUCGCAUCGGCAGGACCGGAGGAAGAGCUGGUAUAAUAAAAAUCAAAUCUAAUAAACACCGUCUCACGCAAACAGUUAAGACGAGAUGGACGACGAAGAAGAAACAUACAGGCUAUGGAAAAUUCGUAAAACUAUCAUGCAGCUGUGCCAUGACAGAGGCUACUUAGUUACCCAGGACGAGUUGGACCAAACUCUUGAUGAGUUCAAGAGUCAGUUUGGAGACAAGCCUAGUGAAGGUCGCCCCAGGCGGACAGACCUCACUGUGCUUGUUGCACACAAUGAUGACCCCACUGACCAGAUGUUUGUUUUCUUUCCUGAGGAGCCGAAGGUUGGAAUCAAGACUAUCAAGAUGUACUGUCAGAGGAUGCAGGAAGAAAACAUCACAAGGGCCAUUAUUGUUGUUCAGAUGGGCAUGACACCAUCAGCCAAACAAUCUCUAGUUGACAUGGCUCCUAAAUACAUUCUGGAGCAGUUUCUACAACAGGAGCUGCUCAUCAACAUUACUGAACAUGAGCUUGUCCCAGAACACAUGGUCAUGACCAAAGAGGAGGUGACCGAGCUUUUGGCAAGAUAUAAACUAAAGGAGAGUCAGCUGCCAAGGAUCCAGGCUGGGGACCCUGUGGCUCGUUACUUUGGCCUGAAAAGAGGACAGGUAGUAAAGAUCAUCAGACCUAGUGAGACUGCUGGGCGGUACAUAACAUACAGACUGGUCCAGUGACAGCAAACAAGCUCAGAUGAGGUAUUAAAGGAACCCGAAGAUCUUACCUGUUUCGUCACCUGCCCAUGGAUUGUUUCUCCUAUUGAUCGUGCCCCCUCCCCCUUUAGUUCUUUGUCAGUUUUCUUAUGCAAUUACUUGUUUUGUAAAAUAAAGUCUUAAACCUGAAUUUAAUAUCGUCAGGUAUUGUUGUCACUAGGUGUUAGA